AUGCUUGCCAAAAGGGCAUCAACCAAGAACAGAAUCGAAGAAAAUACUGUAAGGAGGAAAAGCCUAGAGCCAGCUAGUUCUCAACCUUACUCCAAGAACAGAUUCAUUGCGCAAUCGAAGAAAAGAUCGAAGGAAAGUUUGCCUAGAGGACUAACCCUUUUAUCUGCCAUUGUUGCGGUUCCCGUCGCCAGUCGGCUCCGGUGCGUUAUGCCUCAACUCCGCAGUCGGCUCCGGUGCGUUAUGCCUCCACUCCACAGUCGGCUCCGCCGCUCCGGUACUCCGCCGUUAUUUCUCGCAACAAGGACGGAAAGAAAGGGCUCCCGCGGUUCAGGGAAGAGGACGAAAGACGGGGUGGGGACUAGGGAGUAG
Messenger RNA from Linum trigynum, 369 nucleotides. Lineage: Eukaryota; Viridiplantae; Streptophyta; Magnoliopsida; Malpighiales; Linaceae. The record is from the annotation of a GenBank genome assembly.